This is a messenger RNA of Chenopodium quinoa (quinoa), 570 nucleotides long. RefSeq lists its product as uncharacterized. The coding region runs from base 1 to 570 and encodes 189 amino acids. The transcript is spliced from 2 exons. Lineage: Eukaryota; Viridiplantae; Streptophyta; Magnoliopsida; Caryophyllales; Amaranthaceae. The record is from RefSeq and is a predicted model, not a curated record.
AUGGAGGGUAAAACACCAACCUCGAUAUUCACUGACCAGGACCAAACAAUGUCAAAUGCAAUUGAAAUUCUACAUUUACCAUCAGUUUCAAGAAUACCAGAAAAGUAUGUUACAAAAAGAUGGACUAAGUUUGCAAAAUCAGAGGCAUGGAAUAGGUUGAAGAAUCAAGAUCCCACACAACCAUAUAUACCAUGGAGGCAAACAAUGAUGAGAAAAUACUAUAAUUUAAUCUUAAAAAGUCAAGAAAAUGAAGAGACAAGAGCAUUUAUGGAAGAAAGCUUCAGAAAUAGCCUAAAAAUGGUGGAAGAGUUUCUUGCUAAUGCUGCUCUGAGAGAAGAAGGUGCUGAAGAUGCUUCUGACAUUCCUGAUGUGGCAGAGAGAACUCUAAGCAAUAAUGAUGUUUCUUCAUCAUCCAGUACAAGUACAAGUGUACCAACUAUACUUGAUCUUAAAAGUGUUGUAACAAAAGAAAGAAGCAAGAGAGCAAAAGGAGGGCUUGAAAAGGGGAAAAAAAAAAAAGAAACUAGCACUGCUACCUCCAAAUUCAUAAUUUGGAUCAAAGACACCUAA